UCCAUCAUCAUUCAUGGGAUAAUUUAACACUCAAAUCCAAAUUGACUAUUUCUCAAACCAUUUGAACCUAGUUUUCCAGCAUUCACAUUCUUUCCUCCUAUAUCAAUCAAUCAAAUCGGAGUUUUUGUCAAAGAAGGCAUGAAUGUCAAGAUAGCUAUAGGAAUAGCUGAUAGGAAACUGUUGGUGAAGGACCGGACAAUAUUAACAAAUGUGUCCGAGAAUGUGGUAGCAACGUCUAGUUCAGCGGCUGGUAUGGUCGAGGGGUUGUUUUUGGGUGCAGUAUUUGAUCAAGAUGACAGUCGACAAGUCGUGCCACUAGGAACAUUACGUGAUGUUCACUUCUUGGCAUGCUUCAGAUUCAACUUAUGGUGGAUGACUCAGAAAAUGAGCGACAAGGGCCGUGAUAUUCCCAUGGAAACACAGUUCUUGCUGUUAGAAUCAAAGAAUGGAUCCUCAGAUAAUAAUGAAAUUAUUUAUACUGUUAUCCUGCCUUUAGUUGAAGGGCCAUUUAAAGCUAGUCUUCAGGGGAAUGACAAGGAUGAGGUGGAGUUGUGUUUAGAGAGUGGGGAUAUGAAGACUGUUGGAUCGGUGUUUGGCCAUUCGGUGUAUAUUAGUGCCGGUACUGAUCCAUUUGAGACCAUACACGAGGCUAUGAGGGCUGUGAAGUUGCAUCUUGGGACAUUCAGGCUAAGGCACGAGAAAAAAUUGCCCGGGAUUGUGGAUUAUUUUGGGUGGUGCACGUGGGAUGCUUUCUACCACGAAGUGACUCAGGAAGGGGUCGAGGCCGGCCUCAAAAGUCUCUCAGCUGGUGGAGCUCCUCUCAAGUUUGUCAUCAUCGAUGAUGGUUGGCAAACAGUUGGAUUUGAUGAUGAUAAAACACAACAACAUAAACAACUUAUUCUUCCAAUGUUGAGGCUUACUGGGAUUCAAGAAAAUGAAAAAUUUCAGAACGAAGUUGAUCCCACUGCUGGAAUGAAGAAUAUCGUCAACAUUGCGAAAGAAAAGUAUGGUUUGAAGUAUGUGUACAUUUGGCACGCUAUUACAGGUUAUUGGGCUGGGGUUCGGCCCGGUGUGAAGGAAAUGGAGGAAUAUGGAUGUUUCAUUCAGUAUCUAAACUUGUCCAAGGGAGUGGUAGAGAAUGAACCAAGGUGGAGAAAUGAAGCAAUUGUAGUAGAGGGGUUGGGUUUAGUGAAUCCCAAGAAUGCAUACAAGUUUUACAAUGAUUUGCACAGUCAUUUAGCCUCUGCUGGAAUAGAUGGGGUGAAAGUUGAUGGCCAAUGCUUAUUAGAGACCCUUGGGACUGGUUUGGGGGGUCGUGUCCAGUUAACCAGCCAAUAUCAGCAAGCAAUUGAUGCUUCUGUUGCUAAGAAUUUUCCAGAUAAUGAAUGCAUUGCCUGCAGGAGCCACAACAUUGAUUCAUUUUACUGCUCAAAACAAACUGCUUUAGUGAGAGCAUCGGAAGGUUUCUCCCCACUCAAACCAAUAUCACACACGAUCCAUAUUGCUUCAGUUGCAUACAAUAGCAUCUUCCUUGGAGAAUUCAUGCUCCCAGAUUGGGACAUGUUCCAUUCUCUCCAUCCGGCAGCCGAGUACCAUGGAUCAGCAAGGGCUAUCAGUGGUGGACCUGUCUAUGUUAGUGAUGCACCAGGGAAGCACAAUUUUGAUCUUCUCAAGAAGCUUGUUCUUACCGAUGGAUCAAUUCUUCGAGCACAACUUCCUGGUCGGCCUACCAAGGAUUGUCUAUUUUCUGAUCCUACACGAGACGGUGUUAGUUUAUUGAAGAUAUGGAACAUGAACAAGUAUACUGGAGUACUUGGUGUAUACAACUGCCAAGGUGCAGCAUGGAAUAUUGUUGAGAAAAAGAAAACAUUCCACCAAACUAAAUCUGAAGCAAUAACAGGCUAUUUCAGGGGAGAUGAUGUCCAUCUCAUUUCUGAAGUUGCGUUGGACUCCAGCUGGAAUGGCGACUGCAUUGUGUACUCUCACCGGGGUGGAGAUCUUGUCACUUUGUCUCACAAUGUUUCUAUGCUCGUGUCACUCAAGGUCCUUGAGCACGAGAUUUUUACCAUUACACCAGUUAAAAUACUGGCAUCCAGGUUCAGUUUUGCACCUUUGGGUCUCAUUGACAUGUUCAACUCGGGUGGAGCAAUUGAAGGGCUUAAAUAUGAAGUUAUAGGAAAGGGAUAUGAAGGUAAUGCUGAAGAGAGACUACAGAAUUUGAGCAUAGAAGUGGUUGCGUUAGUCUCCAUGAAGGUAAAGGGCUGUGGGCGCUUUGGAGCAUACUCAUCGGCUAAGCCUAGAAAGUGCAGAGUCGAAUUAUCUGAGGUGGACUUUGCAUAUGAAUUAGCCUCUGGUUUGGUAACAAUGAACUUGCUCAAUAUGCCUCCUGAGGACCAGAAAGUUCAUACUAUUGAGAUCGAAUUAUGAAAAUAAUUUUUAUGAUUUCAAAGGCACUCUGUGAACAAGUAUUCGUUUUCAACAUGAGUCGAAGUGCUGGUGACAAGAGAUCGCUGUUUUCCAUUUUCUCUUCUGUAUUCUUCUGUUGGAUUUGUCAUUUUCCAUUUUUGACUGUGAUAUAUUUAAGUGGCCUAUAACCUGCACUUUU
Messenger RNA from Olea europaea var. sylvestris, 2605 nucleotides. Its product is annotated as probable galactinol--sucrose galactosyltransferase 6. The record is from RefSeq and is a predicted model, not a curated record. The coding region runs from base 139 to 2427 and encodes 762 amino acids. NCBI's taxonomy places the organism in Eukaryota, Viridiplantae, Streptophyta, Magnoliopsida, Lamiales, Oleaceae. The transcript has 4 exons.